Molecule: messenger RNA, 2232 nt
Organism: Drosophila subobscura
Lineage: Eukaryota; Metazoa; Arthropoda; Insecta; Diptera; Drosophilidae
Exons: 11
Coding region: 1-2232 (743 amino acids)
Biological process (GO): receptor guanylyl cyclase signaling pathway; cGMP biosynthetic process; intracellular signal transduction
Molecular function (GO): guanylate cyclase activity; peptide receptor activity
Source: RefSeq, a predicted model, not a curated record
AUGCUAAAUGGAAAAGCGCACAAGUUGAACGUGGAGAGCGCCAUGCAGCCGGACGAGGAAAACCCGGACCCGCUCGCAGCAGGCGCCAGCGGCAGCAACAGCAGGUCCACCGCCACCCGCACCCGCACCCGCGUUAAGAUCGACAUUAGUAGCUGCCCCUCAACUAAUCCGACAAAUGUUGACGACCCGACGGCAGACGCCGGCGGUGGCGGGGGCGGUGGCGGUGGCGGAGGUGGAAGUACUCUUGGACGUGGUGGAGGCGGAGGGGCCCACCACCUCCUUAUGGUGCCCACACACCACAAUCUACAGCUCGAUAAAAUUUCUGUGCGCUCGAUUAGUUCCGAGGAUAUAUCGAAUGGUGGCACCGGAAGGUGCUGCAACGCCGCAGCCCGUAACCCGGCCAUUAAAACGGGACGACGACUGCAGCUGAUGCAGAUGAUAAUACUGCCAUUUAUACCAAUAUUGGCAUUGAUUGUGCAAACUUCGGUGACACUGCAAGAGAUCCUGGAGUACCGAGCCGCAGUGGCUGACAUCGAGACGCAGGUGACGAUUGCAACGGACCUGGGGAAGGUAGUCACGAGACUGCAGCUGGAGCGCUCCGAGGUGGCCUUCUACAUCUUCACAAACGGCAGCAAGCAGCGGGCUAAUCUGACACAGCGUUUCGAGAUCACCGACCAUGCUCUGAACAAUAUGACCACGUGGAGCGAGAUCAGCGUGCCAACGGCUCCGGACGAGGAUGAGGAUGACCGCGAGAUGAUGCUCAACCGAAAUGACUUCCAGGGUCGGUUGAAUGAGUUCCGCGACCGCGUACGCUUCGAGCCCGAGGAGAGCUCCAUCACGGAGGUCAUGAACUGGUACACAUCCAUAAACCGCGGACUGUUGCACCACCUGAACGAGCAGAUCAAGGAGACGGACAACAGUGGCGUGUGGCGGUAUCUCGUCGGAUUCAAGAACCUGCUGAAGAGCAUCGAGUGCCAGAACAUCGCGACCUCCUUCGGCAUACGUUACUACGGCCGUGGCUCGCUGACAGCUGAGAACUUUGUCUCCUACGUUCGCUACGAGUUCCUGGCUCGCGAAUUGAUCAACUCCACCCUGAACUACGCGCCCAUGUUGAAGAACAUGUACACCAACUUAACCAGCACUAAGAAGUUCCAUCGCGCCAAGCAAAUGAGCAACACGUUGCUGAAGAACAAUCCGAAUGUCUCGAACGAGCGCAGCGCCAUCGAGUACUACGAGCUGAUGAAUAACUACACGGACGAUCUGAGAAUCCUGCAGAAGGCUCUCCGACGCCAGAUCAAGGAGUAUGUGGACAAGACUCUGGUGGAGGCUGACAGAAAGGAGGCCAUCGGUAUCGCCAUCCUGGUCGUCGUCCUGCUUGUGUCGCCCGUCAUCAUUAUUUUGGUGCGGAAUGCAGCUGCCACCAUACAGCACUACGCCCUGAAUCUCUCCCAGAAGGCCAAGGAGUUAAAGCGGGAGAAGCGCAAGAGCGACUCACUGCUCUUCCAGAUGCUGCCACCCAGCGUGGCCAUGCAGCUAAAGCAGACGCAACAGGUUCCCGCCGAGCUUUACGAAGCCGUUACCAUUUACUUCAGCGACAUUGUGGGCUUCACCGAAAUCGCCGCGGAGUGCACUCCGCUGGAGGUGGUGACCUUUCUCAACUCGAUCUACCGCGUGUUUGACGAACGCAUCGAAUGCUACGACGUCUAUAAGGUGGAAACCAUCGGCGACUCCUACAUGGUGGCAUCCGGUCUGCCCGUGAAGAACGGCAACAAGCACAUCACCGAGAUAGCAACAAUGGCGCUUGAUUUGCUGGACGCAUCGUCAGUGUUUCGGAUCCCAAGGGCCGGCGACGAGUUCGUUCAGAUACGCUGCGGCGUGCACACCGGACCCGUGGUGGCUGGCAUCGUGGGCACAAAGAUGCCGCGCUACUGCCUCUUUGGGGACACAGUGAACACGGCCUCGCGCAUGGAGAGCACCGGCGAGGCCCACAAAAUACAUAUCACCGAGGAGAUGCACGACUCGCUGCAACAGGUUGGCGGGUUUAGGACAGAGCAUCGUGGCCUGAUCGACGUCAAGGGCAAGGGGCUGAUGAGCACCUACUGGCUGACAUGCAAGGAUGGGCCUGUACGGGUGCGUGAGGAGAUCUCCUGGCGAGCGGACAUGCAGCCGGUAUUCCUGGAUCAUCUCAAGUUGCAUCCGCCAAUCGACUAUAAGCUUCCCAAGCGAAAAUAA